Camellia sinensis is the source of this 643-nucleotide messenger RNA. The record is from RefSeq and is a predicted model, not a curated record. NCBI's taxonomy places the organism in Eukaryota, Viridiplantae, Streptophyta, Magnoliopsida, Ericales, Theaceae.
AUUAUCCACUUUAAUAAAAAUGGGGUUGAUUUACUUUAGGUUUUUACCUCACAUUUGAUACCUUGAUGAUCUGUGAAGGUGAGUUGUUCGCAAACACAGCAGGAGUGGACUUUACACCCCAUGUCGUAACUGUAUACACAGGAGAGUUUCCUUCCAUGGCAUCCUUGCAUGGUGCUCUACCAAAUGUGGCAGCUCCAGCAGGCUUAUUGAGCACUUCCAGCCUCGGUACCCCUUCGACAUCAUGGAUGCCGUCUCAGUCAUCUUAUAUAUCAGCAAUGCCUGCCCAGGCACCAUCUUUUACAUAUGCAAUUCCUCCAGUUCCUUUUUUUUUAGUUAUGGCAGAUUCGGCUGUCAAGAUGGUAAAAGCUGGUUGCCAAUAUAUCACAGUUGUAGGAGUUGAUUUUAUGUCAGAAAAUGUGCGGGUAAUCCUUUAUCAGGCUGGCUUCUUAAAGGUAGUCUUUUCCUCUUCUUUUCGUGUAUUCUUAUUUCAUCACUUUGUCAGUUAUAAAUCCAAUUCUAAAAACAGCUUUCAAGUUAACAGAGUAAAAAGUGCUACUUGGUCAACAAAUAUUUUAAUUGAAGCAUAGAUUUCAUAUUUCAAGAACUAAUAAAUUAACAUAAUUAAAACAUGAAAACCAAAAUC